Messenger RNA from Trichechus manatus latirostris (Florida manatee), 621 nucleotides. It is a transcript of the gene NKAIN4, whose product is annotated as sodium/potassium transporting ATPase interacting 4. Gene Ontology annotation, biological process: regulation of sodium ion transport. The record is from RefSeq and is a predicted model, not a curated record. Lineage: Eukaryota; Metazoa; Chordata; Mammalia; Sirenia; Trichechidae. Bases 1 to 621 code for a protein of 206 amino acids. The transcript has 6 exons.
AUGGGCCGCUGCACUGGCCGCUGCACGCUCAUCUUCCUCUGCGCUUUCCAGCUGGUCACAGCGCUGGAGAGGCAGGUGUUUGACUUCCUUGGCUACCAGUGGGCGCCCAUCCUGGCCAACUUCAUCCACAUUGUCCUUGUCAUCCUGGGGCUCUUCGGCACGGUUCAGUACCGGCCACGCUACGUUGUCACGUACGCUGUGUGGGCGGCUGCCUGGGUCACCUGGAAUGUCUUCAUCAUCUGCUUCUACCUGGAAGUGGGGGGCCUCUCGAAGGACAGCCAGCUCCUGACCUUCAACCUCUCCCAGCACCGCUCCUGGUGGCGCGAGCACGGGCCAGGCUGUGUGCCUGAGGAGGUGCUGCCCACCAGCCUUAGGCUCCUGGACCACCAGGCCCUGUUGUCAGGCAGUGGCUGCACCCUGGAGCACCGUUACAUAGAGGCCUUGCACAGCGCCCUUCAGGUCCUGGUGGCGCUCGCGGGGUUUGUCUACGCCUGCUACGUGGUCAGCGUGCUUACGGAGGGGGAGGACAGCUUUGAUUUCAUUGGUGGAUUUGAUCCAUCUCCUCUCUACCAUGUCAGUGAAAAACCUUCCCACCUCUUGUUCAAGCAGGCGCACUUGUAA